UCCAAGGAUGAGUCUCCAGGGGAUGUCCUGCUUCCCCCUGGGGCUCCUGUUUGGCUCUGUGCUCUUGGUGGCCUCGGCCCCAGCCACUCUUGAGUCUCCUGGCUGCAGCGACAAGGAGCAACAGGUCACCGUCAGCCACACCUACAAGAUUGAUGUGCCCAAGUCUGCGCUGGUCCAGGUGGAAACCAACCCUCAAUCCCUCAGGGAUGAUGGGACCUUGCUCCUGGCCCCGGAGGACGCUGAGGAACAGAACAUCAUCUUUAGGCACAACAUCCGCCUGCAGACACCACAGAAGGACUGUGAGCUGGCAGGCAGCAUCCAGGACCUCCUGGCCCGGGUGAAGAAGCUGGAGGAAGAAAUGGAAGAGGUGAAAGAGCGGUGUAGUGCCCAGCACUGCUGCCUGGGAGCUGCCGGUCUGAGCCGCCACUGCAGCGGCCACGGGACCUUCUCCCCGGAGACCUGCAGCUGCCGCUGCGAGCAGGGCUGGGAGGGCGCCGACUGCGAGCGGCCCGCGUGCCCCGGCGCGUGCAGCGGCCACGGGCGCUGCGAGGCCGGCCGCUGCGUGUGCGACCCGCCGUACGCGGGCGCCGACUGCGCCUACCCCGCCUGCCCCGAGAACUGCAGCGGGCACGGCGCGUGCGUGCGCGGCGCUUGCCAGUGCCACGAGGACUUCAUGUCGGAGGACUGCAGCGAGCGGCGCUGCCCCGGCGACUGCAGCGGCCACGGCUUCUGCGACACGGGCGAGUGCUACUGCGAGGACGGCUUCACCGGCCUCGACUGCGCCCAGGUGGUCGCCCCCCAGGGCCUGCAGCUGCUCAGGAGCACGGAGGAUUCCCUGCUGGUGAGCUGGGAGCCCUCCAGCCACGUGGACCACUACCUCCUCAGCUACUACCCCCUGGGGAAGGAGUUCUCUGUGAAGCAGAUCCAGGUGCCCAGGGAGCAGCACAGCUAUGAGAUCCUCGGCCUGCUGCCUGGAACCAAGUACAUAGUCACCCUGCGCAACGUGAAGAAGGAGGUGUCUAGCAGCCCACAGCAUCUCCUCGCCACCACAGAUCUUGCCGUGCUUGGCACUGCCUGGGUGACGGAUGAGACCGAGAACUCCCUCGACGUGGAGUGGGAGAACCCCCCGACCGAGGUGGACUACUACAAGCUGCGGUAUGGCACCCUGACAGGGCAAGAGGUGGCCGAGGUCACCGUGCCCAGGAGCAGUGACCCCAAGAGCCGAUACGACAUCACGGGUCUGCAGCCAGGGACCGAGUAUAACAUCACCGUUGUCCCCAUGAGGGGAGACCUCGAGGGCAAGCCGAUUCUUCUGAACGGCAGGACAGAAAUUGAUAGUCCAACCAAUGUGGUCACUGAUCGAGUGACGGAAGACACGGCGGUGGUCUCCUGGGACCCAGUCCGGGCCAUCAUUGAUAAGUACGUGGUGCGCUACGUCUCUGCUGACGGGGAGAGCAAGGACACCGCAGUCCCCAGGGAGCAGAGCAGCACCGUGCUGACGGGCCUGCAGCCGGGAGAGGCGUAUGAGGUCUACGUGUGGGCUGAGAGGGGCAACCGGGAGAGCAAGAAGGCGGACACCAAGGCUCUCACAGAAAUUGACAGCCCCCAAAACCUGGUGACCGACCAGGUGACAGAGGACACGGCCACCAUCUCCUGGGACCCGGUGCAGGCCGUCAUCGACAGGUACAUGGUGCGCUACACCUCUGCUGAUGGAGACACCAGGGAGGUCCCGGUGGGCAAGGAGCAGCGCAGCACCGUCCUGACGGGCCUGAGGCCGGGCGUGGAGUACACGGUCCACGUGUGGGCCCAGAAGGGAGACCGGGAGAGCAGGAAGGCCGACACCACGGCCCCGACAGAAAUUGACAGCCCCCAAAACCUGGUGACCGACCAGGUGACAGAGGACACGGCCACCGUCUCCUGGGACCCGGUGCAGGCCGUCAUUGACAGGUACAUGGUGCGCUACACCUCUGCUGAUGGAGACACCAGGGAGGUCCCGGUGGGCAAGGAGCAGCGCAGCACCGUCCUGACGGGCCUGAGGCCGGGUGUGGAGUACACGGUCCACGUGUGGGCCCAGAAGGGAGACCGGGAGAGCAGGAAGGCCGACACCACGGCCCCGACAGACAUUGACAGCCCCCAAAAUCUGGUGACCGACCAGGUGACAGAGGACACGGCCACCGUCUCCUGGGACCCGGUGCAGGCCGUCAUCGACAGGUACAUGGUGCGCUACACCUCUGCUGAUGGAGACACCAGGGAGGUCCCGGUGGGCAAGGAGCAGCGCAGCACCGUCCUGACAGGCCUGAGGCCGGGCGUGGAGUACACGGUCCAUGUGUGGGCUCAGAAGGGAGACCGGGAGAGCAGGAAGGCCGACACCACGGCCCCGACAGACAUUGACAGCCCUAAAAACCUGGUGACCGACCAGGUGACAGAGGACACGGCCACCGUCUCCUGGGACCCGGUGCAGGCCGUCAUCGACAGGUACAUGGUGCGCUACACCUCCGCUGAUGGAGAUGCCAGGGAGGUCCCGGUGGGCAAGGAGCAGCACAGCACCGUCCUGACGGGCCUGAGGCCGGGCAUGGAGUACACGGUCCACGUGUGGGCCCAGAAGGGAGACCGGGAGAGCAGGAAGGCCGACACCACGGCCCCGACAGAAAUUGACAGCCCCCAGAACCUGGUGACCGACCGGGUGACAGAGGACACAGCCACCGUCUCCUGGGACCCGGUGCAGGCCGUCAUCGACAGGUACAUGGUGCGCUACACCUCCGCGGAUGGAGACGCCAGGGAGGUCCCGGUGGGCAAGGAGCAGCGCAGCACCGUCCUGACGGGCCUGAGGCCGGGCGUGGAGUACACGGUCCACGUGUGGGCCCAGAAGGGAGACCGGGAGAGCAGCAAGGCCGACACCACGGCCCUGACAGACAUCGACCCUCCCAAAAACCUUCGUCCGUCUGCUGUAACACAGUCUAGUGGGAUAAUGACCUGGACACCCCCCUCCGCUCAGAUCGAUGGCUAUGUUUUGACCUACCAGUUCCCAGACGGCACUGUCAAGGAGGUGCAGCUCGGAAGAGGGGACCAGAGGUUUGAGUUGCAAGGCCUCGAGCAGGGUGUCACCCUCCCGAUCUCCUUGGUUGCCUUGAAGGGUGAUCGCCGGAGCAGGAGUGUAUCCACUACCCUUUCCACAGUUGGUGCCCGUUUUCCACACCCUGCGGACUGCAGUCAAGUUCAGCAGAACAGCCACGUGGCCAGUGGCCUCUACACCAUCUACCUGCACGGGGACGCCAGCCGGCCCCUGCAGGUGUACUGCGACAUGGACACGGAUGGAGGCGGCUGGAUUGUCUUCCAGAGGCGGAACACUGGGCAGCUGGAUUUCUUCAAACGUUGGCGGACCUACGUGGAAGGCUUUGGGGACCCCAUGAAAGAGUUCUGGCUUGGACUCGACAAGCUACACAACCUCACCACUGGCACCCCUACCCGGUACGAGGUGAGAGUGGACUUACAGACUGCCAACGAAUCAGCCUAUGCCAUCUACGACUCCUUCCAGGUGGCCUCCAGCAAGGAGCGGUACAGGCUUUCCGUUGGGAAAUACAGAGGCACAGCAGGGGACGCUCUUACUUACCACAAUGGAUGGAAGUUUACAACCUUCGACCGAGACAACGACAUUGCCCUCAGCAACUGUGCCCUGACGCACCACGGCGGCUGGUGGUACAAGAACUGCCACUUGGCCAACCCCAACGGCAGAUACGGGGAGACCAAGCACAGUGAGGGAGUGAACUGGGAGCCAUGGAAAGGACAUGAAUUCUCCAUUCCUUUUGUGGAGUUGAAGAUCCGCCCCCAUGGCUACAGUGGGGAGCAGGUCCUGGGCAGAAAGAAGCGGACACUGGGAGAAAAUUCGAGAACAUUCUGAUGACCCAUUUGUGCACUCUUAGCACGAGACAAGACCAGCCCGGGGUUGGGGCAGCGGAAGUGUGGGGCGGGGUGGGUAGUGGUGACUGGUUAAUGGAAGUCUGAGAGAUGCUCGUAGCCUCUGGUUUCUGAGGCGGCUGGAUAACCUGCAGGACAAAGCAUGUCACCACGCUUCUGACCAUAGAGGUUACUUCCUUGUCACCUACAUUUUUGCCCAUCUAUAUUGGGGACCUGAAAAUCAAUACAAAGUAGCUGCACAGUGUGUAUGGGAAAGACAGGACUGGGACUGCAAGGAUUCCUGGGCCAUCUUCAGUAACAAAUAUAUGGGAUUAGGGGGAAAAAAAGUGAAAAAAAAAUCAUCCAGUACUUCACCAAUUCGAAAUCUCUGGAAAUUGGUGUAUAUAUGUAUUCAAAGCUCUGCUAAUGCAAACCUUCUAUCUAAAAAGAAGCACCAAAGACAGGGCUGAGGUAGCCUGGAACGUAUCUGCCAUUACCACUGGGUUUUGAGGAAAAAGGUGUAAAUCUUCCCCUUUAAAAAAAAUUGCUGGUGUUAUGAGGAAGAAUAAAGGGAACCAAAAGGGACCAGGAGGGAUUUGGAUUUUGCUAAAUUCCAACUCGUAUCCGGCAUGCUGGAAACCCCAGCAUCCAUGUUCCUGCUACUUUUAAGCGCCCCCUUUCCAGCCAUCUGCAUAAUCACUUUCAUAGAUCUGCAUAUGUUGUGAAUAAAUUCUCACUCAUUUCAACUUU
This is a messenger RNA of Camelus dromedarius (Arabian camel), 4644 nucleotides long. It is a transcript of the gene TNN, whose product is annotated as tenascin N. The transcript has 18 exons. The coding region runs from base 8 to 3898 and encodes 1296 amino acids. Gene Ontology annotation, molecular function: protein binding. Gene Ontology annotation, cellular component: perisynaptic extracellular matrix. The record is from RefSeq and is a predicted model, not a curated record. Lineage: Eukaryota; Metazoa; Chordata; Mammalia; Artiodactyla; Camelidae. Gene Ontology annotation, biological process: regulation of cell adhesion.